Messenger RNA from Trichogramma pretiosum, 1149 nucleotides. RefSeq lists its product as uncharacterized. NCBI's taxonomy places the organism in Eukaryota, Metazoa, Arthropoda, Insecta, Hymenoptera, Trichogrammatidae. The coding region runs from base 290 to 877 and encodes 195 amino acids. The transcript has 2 exons. The record is from RefSeq and is a predicted model, not a curated record.
ACGAACAAUUUUUUGAAAUGAUAAAAUAAUCCGUUUGACUUUUUGAUUGUCAUUAGACGACAAAAUAUUCAUCAAAGUCAUCGUUAUCGAUGUGUCUAUAUUACUCAUGACAAUUUUUAUCAUACGGAUGUUGGGUAGUUUUACAGACAAAAAUUAAUUACUGAAAUGUAAAUAUCACUACUGCAAGCAUGAUAAAAAUAUUUCCUUAAAAAAAAUCCAUAAAUAGACAAGAAAUUUACGUCUCUUUAGAAUCGAAACCCAACCUUCGAACAGUGAAUAACAACUCACAAUGAUGCUGCGACCGAUUCUUCUUUUGUUCACUACUUUGGUGCUACUGACCGAAGCUGCAUCUCACCAUUCAAAACAUGACUCUGGACUGGAUUUUAGUGAUAUCAAUAAAGAUUUCGAUAUCGAUUUAAAAGAAUUUGAAAAGGAAAUGAAAAAAACCUACGAAGAGGAAUUGUUACCGUUAUUUGAAAAUGCUUUUCAAUUUAUUAAAACGUUUUUCGAUUACGUGCAUGAAGCUGCGCGUAAUGAUCACGAAGAUCCUCGACCUACCCUAUACUUUGAUUAUCAUAUUAAUCGCUUCAAGUACGCACAACCAGGACAAUUAAGCAAAGCUGAAGAAAUAGAAAAUUUGGUAGGCUUGAAAUUUUUAUUCACUUAUAUGAAGGAUGACAUUCUUCGCAAAAUUAAAGAUAAAAACAUGCAAAAAAAAUUCGACAAGAUGAUCGGUGCAUUCAAUCCAACUGAAGCUAAAUUUAUUGAACUUUGGCAGACGCUUUAUGUUCUUCAAAAUGGAUUUUUAAAAACAACUACUGAAAAUUUUACAAAUAAUAUGUUUUUUCACCCAACGAACCGUGUUAAUGGCCUCUAAAUCAUGCAACUGUUAAUGUUCGUACUGAAUGAACAGUUAAUAUAACGGUACAUCAAAGGUCCUUUAAGGUUGUUAAUCGACCAAGAACAACCACAAAUAUAAAAUAAUUUAUAUUUAGGUGACCUCUUAAAGAUAAAUUAUAAAAUUUUUAAAUUGUGAUCUGUCCCUUAUGUAAGUACAUAAGUCAAAAAAACUUUAACGAAUAACUUUUGAUGUACCGUUAUUUUAUUACAUUUAUAAUUAUAGAAGGUAAAUCAUCCUGCCGAACGGUA